Molecule: messenger RNA, 936 nt
Organism: Linum trigynum
Lineage: Eukaryota; Viridiplantae; Streptophyta; Magnoliopsida; Malpighiales; Linaceae
Source: the annotation of a GenBank genome assembly
ACCCAGAAAACAAAAACAUAAACACUCCCCCCAAAAACUAUAGCUGCUGCUGCUACGAGCCAGAACAGUGACGACUGAGUUGAGAGAAAUUAACGACGGCGGAUCGAGGGGAAUUGGUCCAAGGAGAUCCAGAGAAGAGAGAGAGAAAAGAUGAGCAGAGACGAGAGGAGGUGGAGGUGGGAGUAAUAGCAACAACAGCAGUGGCGGUGGGAGCAAGGAAGUGGUAGCUGUAGUAGUGGAGGAUCAUGAUGAAGAUGAGCACGAGCAUGCCCGGUUUUAGGUUCCACCCCACGGAGGAAGAGCUGGUCGAGUUCUACCUUCGCCGUAAGGUUGAGGGCAAGCGCUUCAACGUUGAACUCGAUCAUUACUUUCUUGGACCUUUAUCGCUACGAGCGAUGGCGGCGAUAGGGGAGAAGGAGUGGUUCUUCUAUGUGCCUCGGGACAGGAAGUAUCGGAACGGGGACAGGCCGAACACCUCCGGCUACUGGAAGGCGAGGUCCAUCGGCCUGAAGAAAACCCUAGUGUUCUACUCCGGGAAGGCACCGAAAGGGAUCCGGACCAGCUGGAUCAUGAACGAGUACCAACGACACACAACGCUACCAGAAGGUGUGCUUUACCUUCCUCCCUUAAUUUAAUUUGCUUAUAUAUAUGCACUGGAUCCUCUCGUCUUUCUUCCCCUAGCUAGCUGAUUAAUCAUCAUAAUUACUAUACCUAAUUGUUCUUAAUUAUGUGAUGCUCUUGAUUCCUUCUUUUCAUCUCCAUAACUUAUCAUCAUAUACACCAUUUUUUUUCCGGUACGAAGAUCAUAUAUGAUUUUUUAUAUGUCCUUCAUCAAAUUAAACACUCCAACCCUAGCUACCUACAUGUAUAUAUAUAUGAAGCCUAAAUACCCACACAUACAUACAUGUCCCUUCUUAAGAAAAUUCGAAAUUUUCU